Molecule: messenger RNA, 1213 nt
Organism: Galleria mellonella (greater wax moth)
Lineage: Eukaryota; Metazoa; Arthropoda; Insecta; Lepidoptera; Pyralidae
Exons: 5
Coding region: 192-1046 (284 amino acids)
Source: RefSeq, a predicted model, not a curated record
AUAGUUCACGACUAAAACGUGCAUUAUUUUCAUUUAUCGUGUGUUAUUAUGGUAAUACCUAACAGGUCUUAGGUAUCUAUUUGAUAUUUAUUAAGUAAAUAAACAGAGUCAUUCCUUAACGACUAAUACGUUUUGUUAUCUGAAUACUUGUAGCCUGAUCUUAAUUAUUUUGCUUAUAAAAUUUAUUAAAAAUGAGUACAGAAAAGCCAGAACUACGAAUUGCAACAUAUAUGUGUCCAACUCAUCCAGUUCAAUUAUACGAAUUAAUUAUGGAAUUAUUAGAAGAGGCUUUAGAAUGCUAUACAACCUUACAAUAUGAAAGUAGAAAACCUGGACCCUUCACGGAUCGUCCUGAUCCUUUUAUUAAUGAUAAAGUGGACUUAGCUUUCAUGACUGCGGCUGCAUAUAUGAAGCUUCGCAAAGAAAACAAUCCAUCAGCGGACCUGCUAGCUGUGACGCCUGUUUUUGCUCACCAGAUGAACGUUAAUAAUAAACCUGGAUACUUCUCUGAUAUUAUUAUUCACAGAGACAAAAAAGCACAUAACGUAAACACUUUAUUGGAUCUCCGUGGAUGUGCUUUUGCCUAUAGCGAUGAAGAGUCACUAAGUGGAAGUAAAAUUGUACUGAAAACUCUCAAGGCAAGAGGAGAAAAUGCUUCAUUCUUUGGAUCUCUGUUAAAAUCUGGGUCGCACUUAGCGUCAGCUCAAAUGGUCUUAUCAAAGCAAGCUGAAUGGGCUGCUGUUGAUUCAACGACGCUACUUUACACAAAAAAAUAUAUGCCCGAAGGUGGAAGGGACAUAAUACUGUUGGAAACAUUGGGCCGUCUCCCGCCAUAUCCUAUAGUCGUAAAUAGGAAACUAAAUGACAAAAUUAAAACCGCCAUAUGUGAUGCUUUACUCAAUUUACCACAAACUGAGAAGUGGAAGAAUAAAUUCGCAACAUUUGGUGUAUUAAAAUUUGAUCUGAACCAUGUUGACAUCUACGAUGGGCCAGCUGCACAAGUGUGGACCACCCAGAGCGAGGAACUCAAUGUUAGAUAUUAUUAGGGUGCUACUUGUGUUAUCAUUAAUAUACUUAUUCUAUAUAUUGUAUUUUGAUUAUACACCGAAAUGACGCAAAUUUAUAUAAUGUGUAAAUCUUUUUAUAUUUUCAAAAAAGUAGUAAUUUUUUUUAUAUAUUUUUUGUUAAGAAAUAUAUUAUUAUAUUGGAAUUA